Messenger RNA from Plasmodium reichenowi, 1753 nucleotides. Its product is annotated as serine/threonine protein kinase, FIKK family. The transcript has 2 exons. Gene Ontology annotation, biological process: intracellular signal transduction; protein phosphorylation. The annotation marks the transcript as partial. Gene Ontology annotation, molecular function: protein serine/threonine kinase activity; ATP binding. Lineage: Eukaryota; Apicomplexa; Aconoidasida; Haemosporida; Plasmodiidae. The record is from RefSeq and is a predicted model, not a curated record.
UUCAGAAUUAAUCGUGAAUGAGUCAAGAUAUUUAGCUGAAGGGCGAAAAGAUUUAGAGAAAAAAGCUGAUAAACCUACUAAUAUUAAUGUUGAUAAUUUCGGAGUUAGGGGAAGUAAAAAUAAGUGUGCUAUAAAUAUUGAAGAAAAACGUGGAAAUAAUUGUGAAGGAAUAAGUAAAUUGUUUGUAGGGUGUACAAAAGGUUUAAAAAAGUUUUGGAAUAAAAUUAGGUGUGAUUCUUUAUGUAAUGAAAAAAUCGAUUCAAAUAGUGAUAAUAAUUAUAAUAAUGAUAAUAAUAUUGAAAAUAAUACUUGUAGUGUUAAUAAUGAUUUAUUAGAAAAUGAAUUCGAAAUAAAGGAUGUAAAUGUUAAAGAAGUUGAUGAUGAUAUUAUAUCUAGGGAUAUUAAUAAAAAUUGUGUAAAUGAAAUAAAUAAUAUGAACAAAGAAAAGGAUUCAAAAAUUAUUUAUACCUGGGAUUUAGGUAGAGAAUCCUUAGGGAAAUUAUUAGAUUCUUCAAAGAAUUUUAGUAUAAAUGGAGUUAAAUAUGAUGACUGGGAAGCGACACCAAUACCUACAUGUGGAGCUUCUAGGGAUAUGGAAAAAUGCCAAAAGAUGUAUAAGGUGGUUAUAAAAUCGAAGGAGAAGGACGAUAAAGUGGGUAAUAAAAUAAGAAUGGGAAAUUGUAAUGAUUGUGAUAAAAUUAAAGGAAAAGAUAAUGAAGAGGAGUGUGAUGAAAUAAAAUUAUUUAUGAAAAAAGUACCUAUUGAUGUAUGGGUAAAGCAGUAUGAUUUGAUGAAAGAAUAUGAUGGAGAAUAUUUGUCAGUAGGGGAGAAUUUUGUAAUGGAGAGUGUAGUGUUAGCAUUUUUAAAUGAAUAUCAUCCGGAUAUAGCACCGAAAUUUUAUAAAUUUUUAUAUGAGCCGGAUGUGAACAGUGGCUUAAAUAAUAAAUGUGAUGAAAAGAACACAUAUGUAGUACAUCUUGAUAGAAAUUUAGAUGCAUUUAACGAAACACUAAGAGAACAAGUAAAUAAUAAUAAAAAAGGUUAUGUUGUAAUGGUAUCUGAAUUUUUUGGUGAAGAUGUUUUUGAUUAUACCAUUAGCGAAAAGGAACGAAUAGAAACAGAGGAAUGGUUUGAAGAUGUAAAAAAGAUAUUAUUUAAAUCACUGAAAUUAUUAAUAAGAUUACAUGAUGUUGGUAUCACUCAUCUUGAUUUAACACCUGAAAAUGUUUUAAUUACAAAAAAUUUCGAUAUAAGAUUUUGUGAUUUUGGUAAAAGCGCACCACUAUAUACCACCAAAUUAAGACACACAAAAGAAAUGAAUAAAAUGAUUUUAUUUGAAUCAUGCCAACCAAAUAUUGGAAAAAAUCCGAACACACCCCCAGAAUGCUGGGAUUUAUUUUUAAAAUACGAAUCAUUAAACGUUGAAGAUCCUUUAGAAUAUUUAAAAACAAUUAAAGAUCCAGAAGAAAGAAAAAUUUAUUAUUUUGAUGUAAGAAGUGCUGAUAAAUAUAUGCUUGGUAUAUUUUUUAUCUUCCUGUGGAAUGAUGGAUAUUUAUGGGAUUCAGCAGAAAUGGAAGAUGAUGACUACUCUAAGUUUAUAAAAAGUAAUAUGGAUUUUGAUUCCUUUGAAUUAACAAAAAAUUGGCCUCAGGGGUUAAAGGUUAUCCUGAAGCAAUUGUUAGAUGAGAACAAUAGGAAGAAUUUAAAUUUUAAUGAUCUGGUUAUACACCCUUGGUGGUCUUAUAAGAAUUAA